CCUUCCGCCUUGCUCUUAUUCAGCUUCAUGUGUCUGCUGUGAAAUCAGACAAUCUUCAGCGAGCCUGUCGACUGGUGAAAGAAGCAUCAGCUAAAGGAGCAAAAGUUGUGGCUCUACCUGAGUGCUUCAAUUCCCCAUAUGGAACCCAAUACUUUAAGGAAUAUGCAGAGAAGAUCCCUGGGGAAUCAACACAAAAGCUCUCAGAAACUGCAAAGGAGUGCAGCAUAUAUCUUAUUGGAGGAUCCAUUCCAGAAGAGGAUGGUGGAAAGCUCUAUAAUACAUGUACUGUCUUUGGGCCUGAUGGUGCUAUGUUGGCAAAGCACAGGAAGGUUCAUUUGUUUGACAUUAAUGUGCCUGGGAAGAUACAGUUCAAAGAGUCUGAAACACUGAGUCCAGGGAAUAGUUUCUCCAUGUUUGAUACACCAUUCUGUAAAGUGGGCCUGGGCAUCUGCUAUGACAUGAGAUUCGCUGAGAUGGCUCAAGUCUACGGACAGAAAGGUUGCCACCUGCUGAUAUAUCCAGGGGCUUUCAACAUGACAACAGGACCAGCUCAUUGGGAACUCUUACAAAGGGGACGAGCUGUUGAUAAUCAAGUCUACGUAGCUGCUGUAUCUCCUGCUAGAGAUGAAAAUGCAUCCUAUGUUGCCUGGGGACACAGCACUGUAGUAAAUCCAUGGGGUGAAGUCAUAGCCAAAGCUGGGGCUGAGGAAACGGUUCUAUACACAGAUAUAGAUCUGAAGAAACUUGCGGAAAUCCGUCAACAAAUCCCUAUUUUAAGCCAGAAGCGUUGUGAUCUCUAUGGCAUAGAGAUGAAAAAGUGAAGCUAGGUGAAGAGAGAAGGUGCAGUUGCUACAGUGUCUGUUGCCUUCAUCUUUAGAAGGAUUCCCAUAGUAAUUGCUCUACAAUUUACUGCCAAAUGUGCCUGUUAAAAAAAAAAAUAACACACAACACAAAUCUUGGUGGUCCAAUUCUAAAACUGAUUCAAAUGCAACUCUAUAUCUGCUCUCAUACUGAAGUAUUUUAUAGUAUUUUACAGCUAGAAUAAAGAU
Molecule: messenger RNA, 1049 nt
Organism: Acanthisitta chloris (rifleman)
Lineage: Eukaryota; Metazoa; Chordata; Aves; Passeriformes; Acanthisittidae
Gene: NIT2
Product: nitrilase family, member 2
Exons: 9
Biological process (GO): L-glutamine metabolic process; oxaloacetate metabolic process
Cellular component (GO): mitochondrion
Molecular function (GO): omega-amidase activity
Source: RefSeq, a predicted model, not a curated record